Messenger RNA from Helicoverpa zea (corn earworm), 458 nucleotides. Its product is annotated as glycine-rich protein 5-like. The record is from RefSeq and is a predicted model, not a curated record. Bases 46 to 291 code for a protein of 81 amino acids. The transcript has 4 exons. Lineage: Eukaryota; Metazoa; Arthropoda; Insecta; Lepidoptera; Noctuidae.
UAUAGUGAUUCUUGAUACUAAUCGGUAAAUAUCAUCAAAAUCAAAAUGUUUAAAAACGUCUUAAUUGUUUUCUUCGUCGCAACGUUGGUAAGCAGUAGUCUUCAGCAGGCAUCAGGAGGAAACAGUGGCGGUGGAGCAGGUAUUGGAUUUGGUGCCAGUGCUUCAAUGGGCGCUAAUGUUGGAGCAGGAUCAGGGGCGAGUGGAGGUGCAAGCGGAGGAGUAGGCUUCAACGCUGGUGUUGGAGGCACUGCCGGUUCCAAUGGACAAUCCGGUCAGAAUAGUGGAAAAUAAAAAACAACAAGAUACGCACUGUAAAACAAAUUGAUUGUAGGAGCAAAAGUAUGUCAAUUUUAUGGAGUGUGACAGUUUUAGACUAAAAUAUUUUAUCUUAUUGUUAUUUUAUUACGCACUGUUAUUUCGUUACCCGAUUCGAAAAUAAAGAUGAGAACUUUAAUAUA